CUGCUCCUCCCGCGGCGCCAGCUGAGCCAGAGGCGGCCGCCUGCAUCUCCCCUUCUUCCUGCAGCUGCCGAGCCGGGGCCGCUCCCGGAAUUACUCCGGCUCCAGUCACAGCGGAGAGGGGGCCCCAGCCAGAUUUCUAUGAGCUGCAGAGUCAAUAAAGAAAUGUCCAUCCUAAGGUGAUGCUUGCACCUCAUUGACUUGACUACAGCGUUUUCAACAGAAAUUGAAUAUGGCCUAGUAGGAUUGACCUUUGGAGAAUUUAUGAUGUCCUCCAGUACUAGUAGAAGCAAGAACCGGCAGGCUGUGAGCCUGCAGGGAGUUGACCCAGAAACGUGCAUGAUAGUGUUUAAAACGCAUUGGGGACAGGUUGUAAAAAUCUUAGAGAAGCAUGACCCUUUGAAAAAUACUCAGGCGAAAUAUGGGGCAAUUCCACCAGAUGAGGCCAGCACUGUGCAGAAUUAUGUGGAGCAUAUGCUUUUCUUAUUAAUUGAGGAGCAAGCAAAAGAUGCUGCAAUGGGGCCUAUCCUUGAGUUUGUGGUCACAGAGAACAUAAUGGAGAAACUCUUCCUUUGGAGCUUGAGGCGGGAGUUCAACGAUGAGACAAAAAUUGAGCAGCUGAAGAUAUACGAGAUGCUGGUUACUCAGUCCCAUCAGCCUGUGCUGCACCACAAGCCCAUCUUGAAGCCUUUGAUGAUGUUGCUGAGCUCUUGCUCAGGAACAGCCACACCAGCUGUGGAGUUGGAGCUGGCUGUCCUGCUGAACCAACUCUGCUCUAUCCUAGCCAAAGACCCUUCCAUUCUGGAACUGUUUUUCCACACCAGCGAGGACCAGGGAGCUGCCAACUUCCUCAUUUUUUCCCUUUUGAUUCCCUUCAUCCAUCGGGAAGGAACAGUAGGUCAGCAGGCUCGUGACGCUCUGCUCUUCAUAAUGUCCCUGUCAGCUGAGAACAACGUUGUUGCAAAUCACAUAGUAGAAAACACCUACUUUUGUCCUGUACUGGCAACAGGACUGAGUGGUCUCUAUUCAUCUUUGCCUACAAAGCUGGAAGAAAAUGGAGAAUGGCACUGUCUGCUGAAAGAUGACUGGCUCCUGUCCCCAGCUCUUGUUCAGUUCAUGAAUUCCCUAGAGUUUUGCAAUGCAGUAAUACAGGUGGCACAUCCCUUGAUUCGUAACCAGCUUGUGAACUACAUUUACGAUGGGUUUUUGGUGCCAGUAAUGGCUCCUGCACUCCAUAAGGUAACUGUGGAGGAGGUAAUGACUACAACUGCAUACCUGGAUCUCUUUUUGCGCAGUGUUUCAGAGCCAGCUCUACUCCAGAUUUUCUUGCGUUUCAUCCUGCUGCACCAGCAUGAGAAUGUGCACAUCCUAGAUACGCUCACGAGCCGAAUCAACACUCCAUUUCAGCUCUGUGUGGUAUCUUUGGCAUUGUUCAGAACACUCAUCGGCUUACAUUGUGAAGAUGUGAUGUUACAGUUAGUUUUAAGAUAUCUGAUCCCAUGUAAUCACAUGAUGUUGAGUCAAAGAUGGGCUGUGAGGGAAAGAGACUGUUAUUCAGUAUCUGCUGCUAAACUGCUUGCUUUGACCCCUGUCUGCUGCUCUACUGGGAUUACGCUGACUGUUGAAAACCAAGCAAAAGAUUACAUUUUAUGGACAAAGGCCACACCCGGUGCAGGUUCUUGCAUAGGCUAUUGCGAAUCCAUGUGCAUUGUGAAAUACGGAAGAGCUGUGGACAUCAGUUACCUGCAGUACCUGUGGGAAGCUGAAGCCAUCAUUCUCCACUGCAUGAAAGACUGCCGGGUUUGGUCUGCCCCAUAUAAUGGGGAAGACCCUGACCCAGACACCUUUAUCCAAACGCUGGCAGAGGAGAACAGUAAAAAUGUGGAGCAUCCUAUGUUCCAACUCCAGCAGCGAACUUCCAGUAACGGCAGCUCCUCUCAAAUUACUCCACUGGGAGAGAAGAUACAGAUGGAGCUGGAAUGGGAUGACAGCUACGACACAGGGAUUUCUCCUGGGUCUGAUGUGAGCUCACCCCAGCCUUAUGAUGAUCUAGGGACUGUAGAGAGACAACUGCCUGCAGAGCCACCAAAGCACAUUCAAGAGAUGAAGAAGAAUGCAAUCAUGCUUGUCAAAGGGUCUUAUAUAGAAGAAUCAGAUUUUCAGGAUGAUGUCAUGGUUUACAGGUUAUGUGCCCAAAAGGAUGCUCAGGAUGAUGACAAUUCCAAGGAGGAAACUUUAAGUACAGCAACUGAAUCUCAAAACACAAUUCAAAGCCAGCCCAUUAAGAGGUCUUUGAAAAACUCGCAUCCAGACACAGAUUUAAAGGAACACAAUAGGAAAAAUUCUGGUUUGCCUCAGGAUACAAAGGAACAAAUAAACCAGAAAGCUGUUGAAACAGACCCACAACCAGACUUAGAGCUGAAACUCUCUCCUCCAGAAGCAGAUCAAAACUCAAAUGUGAGGCUGCUGAGCCCAGAUAGUGAAGAAUUCAUUGCACAAUAUGAAAAAAUUAUUGAAGAACUGGAUUCUAACACAAAAGGCUUGGAGGAGCAGAAAUUGCUGACACCUGAUCCUGUAUCUCCAGUAGAAGAGGAGGAGGACUUCGAAAAUUUUUCAGUGGAAACUCCCUCUACAGAAAGUACACUGUCUCCAUUUGGGCCAAAGGAGGAUACAUUUUCCAACCAUCCUGCAAGGAGCCAGAAUGCUGCAUUUACAGGGCCAUUUAUCAGCGUAGUGCUGUCAAAGCUGGAGAAUAUGUUGGAGAAUUCCUUGCAUGUUAACUUGCUGCUCAUUGGGAUUAUUACUCAGCUGGCCAGUUACCCACAACCGCUUCUUCGUUCCUUUCUGCUCAAUACCAACAUUGUAUUGCAGCCUAGCGUACGGUCAUUAUAUCAGGUGCUGGCAUCUGUGAAAAAUAAAAUAGAGCAAUUUGCAUCCAUCCAAAAAGAUUUUUCAGGUCUUCUUAUACAGGCCCAGCAGUACUUGCUUUUCCGAGCGGACAUGUCUGAUGUGGCUCCAGAUUUACUAACCAAAGAGAACAUCCAGCACAACAGCAGCACAGGGAAAGGAAGAAAUCUUUCUGAAGCUUCCCAAACCCUGCUCCAGCCUUUCUUGGGACACAGAGCAAAGAGAGUAACGGCUCUUCCUGGCAUUCCCUUGCCUGUGAGGAAUGCCGUGCUUGCAGCUGCCCUUUUCCCAGAGUUUCUGAAGGAGCUAGCAGCUCUUGCACAGGAACAUUCCAUCCUGGGUUACAAAAUACCGGGUGAUGUGGACGAUUAUUACUAGUGUCAUUAAGAUUUUUUUUCCUAAUAGAAUUAGAUUUUUAAAUGCAAAGCUGCUUACAAAAGAAAGUUCUACUUUGAUACUUCCUGACAAUACUUGAUCUGGGGGGAAAAAAAUCUCAUUCCAUGUUACCUUUAUAUUGGGCCUUAUGACUUCCAACUGUGCAACAUACUAAUGAUAUAUUCCUGAGGGGCUCUUAUUUCAAAUGUGUACCCCUCUUCCGUUGUGCAUCUACACAACUUCCUUUACCUCAAUGCUCCAGUUUUCAAUUCUGGUCUAGAAAAGUGGGUUGCCCAGUGGGAGAAAUAUCUGAUACGUAAAUAUAUAUGAAAACUGCACAAAAUUGGUCAAAUAAGCCUUCUGUGUUAAAGGCCAAGAUUUUGGGGGGAGGGAGGGUGUUGUUUGCUUUAUUUUUAAAAGGGGAGUCUACAGUCCCACCUCUGAAAUCCCCUUUACCAAUGGCUGGGGUUGUGAAUCCAAGUGGUCUCGUGUUCUAAGUGCAUGACUAGCUGAAAGCAGGUGCUGUACCCAACACAUACCGUAUUGCCUUAUGUUGCAAACAAAUCUGCAGCUCUCAGCUGUUGAUCUUUUGAAGUCAAAUGAAAUGUAUAAGUGGAUGUAGACUGCAGACUGCUUGGAAUUUUCCUUGCAGUUUCGCAGCGUUCUUUGAUAAUUAUUCUAGUGCUACCUAAAAUCUCAAGCAAGCCUUAUUUAGUAAGAUUUGCACAAAGUACAAAGCGAAAUGUUUCUAUGCAAGGUCUAACAAAUUUGUAGAAGAAAUUUGUUUGUGUUCUUCUAUUGAUAAGCUGAAGAAAAGUAUUCAGUAUCUUUCAGUAGUGUUAAAAGGGCGACUCCGUUAAGUACUGCUUUUUAUGAAAAAGGACAGCUUGCCUCUGAAAAGGGGUUUUAAUUUUUUUUAAAUGUCAUUUUGGUUAAGGAAAAACAAAAUGGCUACAUGUAAAGAGAAACUAGUUAUUUAUUUUUAAGUUAUGUGCUAGCUUUGCCUAAUAUUGCACUUUCAGGGUAAUGGGGAGGAAUGUACAGUAGUUGGAGAGGAAAAAGUAACAGGGAUAACUGAAAACUGUUUGCUAGUGACUAACUGCUUAAGAAAAUUCUCUUCUGUGAGUAAUGAGGUUCGUUAGAAGAACCCAAACAUGAUGAAUUGGUGCAUCACCGCUGCAUUUCGUCUUACUCUUAGUGGCAUAAUUGUGCUUCCAGUGCUAUACUUUGCUCUACGUGAAUGGGGGCUCAGUUCAUGAAAGCCUUAAUGCUUCCCCUUUCUACUUCAAGGAAACUAAAACAACCCAAAAGCACUGGAAACCGGAGGUAAGAAUGAUAUUAAAGCAGUUUUUGUUAUGCUGCUGGUUAUAAUUCCCCAAUACUGAAAAGCCCCAUUUUAUAACUUCCCCAAUUUCAAACAUGUUAUCUCCACUUAAGGAAUGUAAAUGAAAAGCCUAUAAAAAGAAAGAUCAGGUAAAAUUUUGUAAAGUACCUAAGUGACUUAGGAGCUGAAGUCCCAUUAACUUGGUCACAGGGGGGUAUGUCUAGAUAGUAGUUAAACACUUGCAGCUGUCCGAGGCUUGGGCUGCAGGCUUACAAAGUUGCUGUGUAGAUGUUUGGGCUUUAAGUUAAGCCUGAGCUCUGGCUCGGGGGUGGGGUGGGGGUGGAAGGGUCCCAGAGUCCAGGCUCCCGUUUGAGCCCGAAUGUCUAGACAACAUUUUUUAAUCCCACAGCCCGAGCCUGAGUCAGCUGCCCCAGGCCAGCCACGGGUCUUUUAUUCCAGUAUAGACAUACCCAUAGGUGGUUUGAAAAGUGCACCCAUCAUCCAUAGCAGGGAGAGGUACCGUAGUGCCUGACUACAUUAAGUCCUGUCUGUAGGAGACACUAAAAGUCCUAAAGUAGAUCUGUAGAGAUUGCCACCUGCAAAUACUUCCCUGGGCCUGCCAUCACUUGUCUGUCUAGGUAUCUGUAAUGUACUCAAUUCUGUGGUAUCUGACCACCAGCUUCUUUCCCUCACAGCCUUGACUGCUGCCGCUCAGCCCUUUGUGCUCAGGCCCACAGGUCACUUUCUUUUCUGUUGCUUCUGCUCCAUGCAACUCUUUACCUGUCAGAUGCAAUUCCACCAAACCACCCUCUAGCCUCCUUGCAGCUGCUCCCCUCAGCACCCAUUAGAUUGCCUUUUUUUAAAACUCAUUUAAUUUAGAAAUGAGAGAAUUCCUCUACUGAUUCCAUUGCUGCUGGAGCCAUGGCCAACCACCAGCCUCAGGUCCCUUUCCUUCUCCUAGCAGCUGGUAGGUUCUUCACUCUCACACCCCUCACCUUAGAACUGUGGUUCAUGCCUGUUCUCUCAUAGAUUAGUCCUCAGGGGAAGAGAGAGAUGGCGAAGCAUCACUUACCACAGUGCUCCAGCCUAAUCUGGGCUGGGUCAGUGGCUGCUGAACUCCUUAAGCACUGAUCUAACCUGUUCCCAUGUCUUCAAAGCAUAGCCACUACCUUCUAGCAAGAAGCUGAUGUGUAUGCUUUAAAAUGGACUAAAUACACGUAAUACUAAAAUAAGCAAACUUCAAUGAGUCAUAACCAAGUGGGGAUUUACUCCCAAGAAACCAUCCACAUUUUUAAACUGUUAAUGGGGUGAAUUUAUUUGGUAAUUCUCCAUUUCUUUGCCUUUAUGUUAAUGGUCUGAUUUUAACUUUUUUGUGAACUGUUUAGGAGUGGUUUCAUUUUAAAUGUGCUUACUCAUUACAAUAGUCUGUUCUGAAGACAAAGGUAGAUGGAGACCUUAAAAUGUGGACUGUGCAAACUAGAUCUAAGUUUUCUGGUUUUGACCUAGUAAACUGUAAUGGUUCCAAAGGAGUUAUUCCAGCCUACCACAUUAGUGAGCUUUAAAAAACCUACAGUGUGCAGAGGAAUUCGUACUGACAAGUCAUUCCACUGUAUGUGCACAAGGUAUGCUUUAAACAAAUGAAAACUGUCUGUCACCUAUCUAAAAGGAGAGACCAUAUUAUGGACUUGUAAAUUUGGCAACUGAUUCCUCAAUUUUUGAGAUAUACAAAGGAAAUAGCAUAUGUUUGGUCAGUUUAUACUCAAACUCUAAACUGUCCAAAUAAAGAUUCAAUAUACAUUAUAGGACUUCUGGUCUGAGCUAGCAUAGGCAGGGUUUCAGUGAGGGCUGAAUUACAGAACCAUAACCUCCAGCAUCCUGAGAAAAAAAUGAACUAUGAUAUUGGUUCUUCCUACCGUCAAUGUGUAGAGCAAACUACAUGUAAUUUAGCAUGAAAAGGGUGGUUGUUUCAUUAUCAGAGCCUCAGAUUAAUAAUCCUUUCUUGUGGAAGUCCUUCAUCCGAAUGCUGUUUAAUAUGCUGCUUCUUUCAAAUUGGACUGAUCUGGAACAGAAAUCAAGACCUGAUUCUGAUCUCUGUUACACUGGUGGUGAGGAGGAAAAUCAGACCCGAGGAGGGUUAGUUUUUUUUAUUAAAAAGGUUGCCCUUCUUUUAGUACACUUAGAUACAGUCCUUCAAAGUAUCUGCUGUUCACCAAUUGCUUUUAGUAUUUAAUAUUUCAUCGGGGUUUGUCACAUCCUGUGGUGAAAGCGGAAUGCAUUCACUUAGUGUCAUUAUGCCUGUUUGGUGAAUGCUACCUUGUUGGAUAAUCUUUUUGUGUUAAAGACAGACAGGUAAGAUUGAUCCAUUUAACAAAACUGGUUUGUUUUUAAAACUUGGGUAAAGACACAGGUAAUAACACACUUACACCUAGAUUUCACCAGUUCCAACCUGGGCAAUAGUGGCUAAAAGGAUUUGACAGCUCCUUGGCGUAUGUGCAGUGAGAGCUUUCUGCCCACUCCCUAGGGACACAACUGGCAUGUUCAGCACAGAACGAGGGUUUACAUUCAAGCUGCCCUUCUACUGCUAGCAGUAGGUCUUCCAUUACAAGGCUGAAGCGUGCACUGCCAUUGCCUGUGCUGGCAUGCCUCUGGAUAAACAGAGGACUUCAUUCUCCAGUGUUGUCAAUUCAGCACCUUUCACAAGCAUUAAAAAAAAAAAAAAUCUCUAGGAUGGGAGAGGGGAAAAAAAGAGCAGUCUUAUUUGGUGCAGUUAAAUGAUGUCACGCCUUUUACUGUAUUACUUUGAAUUGUAGCCAGAGCUACAAAGUCAUUACUGCUUACUGUGCAAAUCUUCUUUUAUACAUUGAUUAUAACAUAGUUCCUCUUUGAGGGCAGCUUGAUUUAAUAAGCAAUUUACUGUGCCGUACUGACUGAAAUUACUAUGUCAUGCCUACAGUUUUUAUGAAGGCUGCAAUUCUUACAUUUGUAAUAUUUAGACCUCAGCUACAAUUGCAAGUAAUGUAGCACUUUUACCCAUGCUAGUUCUGGCACAAUACAGUAGUGUCAUGCUGUCACUGUCUAAAUUUGAUUUAGGUCAUUACAAGAUGUCCUUGGUUGCACCUUUUGGGCUUUAGCAAUAGAAAUACAUUAGAUAGAAGAUGACCUCAAUUACCAAAAACUAAGGUAAAACAACACAGGCUGGCAGUGUGGUACUCACUUCAGUGUGAAAUACAGACAGACCUGAAAUUUGUAUUACUCUUGUUUGUCACAAGCAGAAAAAAAGUCAUAUAGUGGCCCUGUGUCAAGGACCAUUACUGUAAAAAUAAAAAUAAGGGAGGGUAAAAAUUACUCCUUGUUAAUGUGUUUUUAGAUUUCAAGUAAUGUGGUGAUAGGUGCCAUCACAAAACCCUAAGAUUGCUAUGGUACGUAUUUAAUUUAUAACUUCAUUAGCUACACAAGCUCAGAUUAAUAACUUUCUUUGAGGGAGGUCCUGCUUUUCCAAAUGUGAUCUAGCAUAUUUUUUGUUUUGUUGUUGUAUACUGGUUGAAGACAUUUAUGAAUAGGAGUAUUACUGUGUCAAGUACAUAUGCACUUUAAUUGAGUUUUUGAUCCUCUGGCCUCUAAGGGUUGCUGGGAAGUCAUUACUGCUUACUGAGCAAAUCUUUUUAUUAUUUGAUUAUGACAGUUUGUGUGGCAGCUGGAUUAAGGCCUAAAACCCUUUAUAGAACUUGUGCAAAGGCUGCGUUUCUGAACAAAAUAAUUUUCUUUGCCAAAGUUAAAGUGCCCAUGUAUACUUGUGUUUUUGAUAUAUUAGCUUUGAGAGUUUUUGAUAUCACUAAUAUUUUAUUGCAAUUUGCUUAAAAAUAACCAAGUGGAUCUAGGCCAAAAAAUAAUGUAGCUGGGUUAAACCUAGGUCUAAAUGCUACUCUGUCAGCUUGGCUAGCACCCACACCGAAUGCCAGCUCCUCUCUAAUGGAAAGAUGUGGCCUUUAGAGACUACACGUCUCAGCGCUCCAGCUUGAGCCAAGAGGCCGUAUCGCUGCUGGACACAACUCUGUUAAGAGUGAGAGUGACAUUCAGUUUACCAACUCCAGCAAUAGUUAGUUUUCCUUAAAGCUCCAGCUCAGAGUAUUGUGAUUAAAUUAAAGCAAAUUUGCACAUAGAAGUUUCUGGCCCUCAAAUUUAGAGAAGCUUGAAUCUUCAGCCUUCCUGUUGAGUUUGGUGGCAGAAUUUUAGCGAAGUCCUGCUGGGAGCCUGCACCAGCAUAUUGCUCAUUCAAACUUGCUUUUCUUUUCUUUAAUAUUGCAUACCCCACCCUCCUCCAAAGUCACAGAAUCAGGCUACUGUCUGCAAGGACAGUGAUUUGAACCCACAAUUUAUGAGGAUAGAGGGCUGCUUGAAAAAAAAAAAAAUCUCUUGGACACUUUGCCUGCAUUCUGGCCCUGUUCUACCUUUUUUGUACUACUUGGGUUUCAAAAAGCAGGUAGAAAAAAAAUCAGCUUUGCAGUUUAGCUGGGAAUCCCUAGCUAGUAUAGGGCCACUCUUUGCUUUCUAACCGCUUCCCCUGCCCCAGGACAUUAACAAGAGAAGAGGGGAGGGCUGCUUCAGUAAUCCUUCCAAGUGCAACUUGAAGUUAUCCUGAGGCUGUUGUACCAGGGCCUAAAUCAGCCCUCAACUAGCCAUAGGAGUAGGGAGGCAAAGGUGAAUCCAGUGCAGCUUGCCUGGACCUGUGGCUUUAAUAUAUAUUGCCUCAUUUAUAACAUUAACAAUACAAUUCUUCCUUGGGCAUUUAAAAUGUACAGCCAACCAGAUCCGUGCUAUAUCUGAAAAGAUCAAUUGUGACCUCCUUGCUGCUGUAACUUGGUUUUCUCUUGAAAUAGAAUGUUAUGAACUUCCUGUCAAUCAUGAAAACAGCCAAGGGCAAAAGUUUUGAUGUGCUGCUCUGUCUCCUUUCUUGAGCACCCUGAGAUUAUAGCUUUAAACAAAAAAUGAAGGAGGGUAUUUGUUCACGUGAGAUGCCACUUUACACAUACAGCACACACCAAAGGCCAUAAGUCUGAGAGGCAGCUGCUGCACUUAGUGACUGUGGAAGUCUGUAUAUUACAAAGGGCUGCUCAGCACAGAAAUAAGAUUAUUACACUAGAAUAUCACAGCAACUACUUAAUGUCCUGGGAAAGGGUUCAAAUUACAUUAACCGUCACAAGUAGAAUACCUAACCUGUAAUGAAAGUUUCCAUCAGACACCUCUAUAACAUGGAUCAACUUAAACUCUGCUGUGAAACUUUGCAGCCAGGGCUGAUAGCUAAAGGUUGUCUUUCCUCAUUACUCCCACAAUGCCAGAAAAAAUAUUUUGUCAGUUUCUCCCUCCAAACCCCAAAUGCAGGAUAACUACUGCUACACACGUAUAAUCAAUGCCCCCUGCCAAAAGCUUUUACACUCUAUCUGGUAAGAGCCCACAUGUUUAACUACCUCUCUGUCCAUUUGGAUGAGAUUGUAAUGACUGUAUGGCGUCAACUUUUAUACAUUGGUGAAAUUUCUCUCUGUAAGCUGAAGGGCCAAAGGAAAUUCUCUCACAGGCUGUGUACUAAAUUAACACUGAGGAUCUGGAUGAAACUGUCUGUAACUCACCCUGCCUAACAGUUGGAGCACAUCAGCUCAGUUGAGGGCUUCAGUAGCGAACUGAUACCUGAGUUAAGGGCAGAACUGGAGCCUUAAUUCAAGGAAGACCUAUUUUGUGUCCUUUGUACAAGCCUUGUGACAGCCCCCCUACAUUGCUCACUCCAUAGACAGUCUGCACCGUCACCCCACAACACCCAUCCUAUGUUUCGUAUUUGUCCGAUAGUUUAACUCCUUGAGCAUGUAGCGGAGUUGUCUCUCUGUAGGGAACAAAUUUUGGGGGAGUUUAGACUUUGCCCUGAGCUUUUUGGUAGGGAGCAGGAGAAUCAUUCUGGCCAUUUUUAACUGGAUGUUUUAUGUUCUGCUCAGAGGGGCACAAAGGCUGGGGUGUAGGCAGGAUAGCUCAAUCAAGUUAGCUGAAAGUGAACAAAAAGCACUUAACACUCAAACAGGAUAACAAAGUCUAUGAGUCUAAGGUCAGAAGGGACCAUUAUGAUCAUCUAGUCUGACCUCCCGCAUGAUGCAGGCCACAAAGCCGUCCCAAUCCCUUUCCCUUGACUCUGCUGUUGAAGUCCCCAAAUCCUGUGGUUUAGAGACUUCAAGUAGCAGAGAAUCCGCCAGCCAUGUCGAAGCAUAAGCUUCCCUCCAUCCCGGCUAACACUGCUUUAGACAUGAUAGCCAGCAUCUUAAUGCACAUGCAAAGGACUUCAUACACAUUAAGAUCUGAUUCAAAAAGCUUAGCCUUUUUGAUUGUCAGUCAAACUCCUGAAAAUAGUUUUUGUUCCUAUGCAAAAUGUUGGUUUAAAAAUUCAGCAAGUGAGGAGUCCAUAAUAUGAUUUCAGGUAUCAGAGGGGUAGCCAUCUUAGUCUAGAUUUGUAAAAAGCGACAGAGUCCUGUGGCACCUUAUAGACUAACAUACAUAUUGGAGCAUAAGCUUUCGUGGGUGAAUAUUUACUUCGUCAUAAUAUGGUUGAAGAUUUUUAACCUGUGUCCUUCUGUCUGCUUCUAAUACAAGGGAAGAGUUUGUUAAACUAGAAGUGGAUAAUUGUAUGUGCUGCCUUCCUUGGUCUCAAUUGUAUGUGUGGCAGGUAACGUUGAAAGCAGGUUGAGAGUUACAGUAAUUGCUAUUUUAAACUUAAAGAUCUAAUGUUGUAUAUUCAUAGAACUUGUCCAUUUUCUACCCUAUUACGUAAUUGCCUAGAACAAAAUGGCUUUGAAAACAGGUAACCAUUAAAGAUACUUACCAACAGUAGUCUUGCUAUGGUAUCUGAGAUCCUUCUAUUUUAAGUAUAGAGCAGUUACUUCUCUCUCUCUCUCAGAUAAGGAGGUAAGUGUAACACACAUCCCACUCCAAAGCUGCCCAACAAAAAGCAUUAAUAAUACAAGAGGACAAAACCUUCUGGAAAAGGCAGGGUUGGUUUGUUUGUUUGUAAAGGUAAAGAAUAGGCUUAAAACACAUGGACUCAUAAAAUUCAAACUUUAUGCAGAUGCUCAGUCCAUAAUUCAGUCUUGUGCCUUUUGUUUCCUCCCACAAUGGCAGGAGUUAAGGGCAGAGCAUUAAUCUAACAAAUUCAAAGUUCAGUGUAUAUUGAGGUUUGUGUCAUAACCAUUUAUUAUCUGGAUGUGUUUUGUAAAAUUGAUUGAAAUUUAGCACUCUGAACAAAGUCAUGGAACAAAACAGGUGCCACUAAGUAAAAGAUAAAAUGGUGGUUUUGCUCAGAUGUGACAAAAUGAUAGUAAAGCCUUUGUUUGAAUGUCAGUUUAAAUGCACAUUUUUUUAAAAGGUCAAUGUCGGUCAUUGCAAAAUUCAGAAUAAAUCUUAGUUUUCAGACAAAACAGGCAACCUAACAUUAAUGCUUUUUGUCGGCUGCACAACCUUUUAACUAACUUAUUUUUAUGUGAACAAUGGGUACACAUUUUAUUCAAUAAAUAUAUUUGAAAACUC
Molecule: messenger RNA, 12160 nt
Organism: Chrysemys picta bellii (western painted turtle)
Lineage: Eukaryota; Metazoa; Chordata; Testudines; Emydidae
Gene: FHIP1A
Product: FHF complex subunit HOOK interacting protein 1A
Source: RefSeq, a predicted model, not a curated record